Molecule: messenger RNA, 631 nt
Organism: Balearica regulorum gibbericeps (East African grey crowned-crane)
Lineage: Eukaryota; Metazoa; Chordata; Aves; Gruiformes; Gruidae
Source: RefSeq, a predicted model, not a curated record
UUCCAUUAGCACCUGUACUAGAAUUUGACUAUCUCAUCUGUGGAGACUGUGGCAAAGAAUUCAUGGAUUCCUACCUAAUGCAGCACUUUGAUUGGGCAACGUGUGAUAAUUGCAGAGAUGCUGAAGAUAAACACAAGCUUAUAACAAGGACAGAAGCAAAAGAAGAGUAUCUUCUUAAAGACUGUGACUUGGACAAGAGGGAACCAGUGCUCAGAUUCAUUGUGAAGAAAAACCCUCACAAUUCACGGUGGGGUGACAUGAAACUUUAUUUAAAACUACAGGUAAUCAAGCGUUCUCUUGAAGUCUGGGGAAGUGAAGAAUCAUUGCAAGAAGCAAAGGAACUCCGCCGUGACAGCAGAGAGAAGAUGAAGCAGAAGAAGUUUGAUAAGAAAGUUAAAGAACUCCGCCGUGCUGUCAGGAGUAGUUUGUGGAAGAAAGAGGCUAAUAUCCAUGAACAUGAGUAUGGACCAGAAGAAAACAUUGAUGAAGAUACAUAUAAAAAGACAUGUACUGUAUGUGGCCAUGAAUUAACUUAUGAGAAAAUGUAGUGUUAUCCUGAUUUUUUUAUUUAAUGAUCUUUUUAAUGGUAAAUAUUAAAGUCAAAUAAAUGCUAAUUAUGAAUAAGUGUUGC